Molecule: messenger RNA, 1719 nt
Organism: Phoenix dactylifera (date palm)
Lineage: Eukaryota; Viridiplantae; Streptophyta; Magnoliopsida; Arecales; Arecaceae
Source: RefSeq, a predicted model, not a curated record
AUGGAAACUAGACCGUCCAGUUCAAGUUACAAACUCAAGAGCGAUUCAGCCACAGUUAUUGAUUGGAUUCAGCAGGAUGUAGAGGUGGUGGGCGAGCACCAUCUGUUGCUCAGAGAUAUUCAGGCUAUAAUCAGUGGUGGGAUGGCCUUGCAAGAAAAGCACGUGUAUCGUGAAGCCAACGGGGCAACAGAUUGGAUAGCCUCCAUGCCGCCCCGCCGUGCACGUGUGGCACCUCGCCGCCUGAUCGAGACUAUCGGGAGUGAUCCAGCCACUUCUCAUCCGACUGAGAGAGUCCAGGGGGACGAGACUGAUCAGACAGUACUGGAUGGACCAGAUCAUGGCCAGGAGAGCAGGAUGGGGGGAUCGACCCAGGUGAUGGAGCUGAUCAGAGAGGUGGUUGGGUUAGUUCGACAGCAGAGGGGACCACAGCAGCUAUUUCCCUCUGCUAGUUCUUCAGAUCAGGGGAGGAGUAUAGCAGAGUUCAGGAAGUUGGCUCCUCCGGCCUUCAAGGGAACUACCGAUCCCCAAAAGGCCGAAUGUUGGAUAGAUGAGAUGGAGAAGGCCUUCAGGGCCAUGGGUUGUACUGAGGAGGAAAAGAUCAGAUUUGCCACCUAUAAGCUUCAGGACCGGGCUCAUCAUUGGUGGGAGUCUGUGGAGAGGACCAUGAUGCAGGAUGCAGGAUCUGUGACGUGGCCGGAAUUCCGCAUGGCCUUCUACUCCAAGUAUUUCCCUUCCAGUCGUAUCAGGGAGCUGGAGAGGGAGUUUCUGAGCCUCUCUCAGGGGAGUAUGACUGUGGAGGACUAUGAGGCUGAGUUUGAUCGGUUGUCCCGUUUUGCACCAUCUCUUGUCCAAGACCCUAAAUCUAGGAUGAGUAGAUUUGAGGAAGGACUGAGGCCUCGCCUGCGUCAGGGUUUAGCUGCUGUUCACUCGACUGAUUAUGAUGACCUAGUUGACAGAGCUAAAAAUAUGGAGAUCAUCUGGAAGGAGACACAGGAUGCUCAGAAAGGGAAGUCGAAGAGGACCAGGGACUUUGAUUCUGACAGUGAGCGGCAUCUGCGCCGACCUAUGCAGUUCCGUCCAGGAGCAGGGCAGCGAGUUCCAUAUGGGAGGACUGCACUGGAUCGCAGGGGGAUAUCAGGAGUGUGCUUCAGGUGUGGCCAGACUGGACAUAGAGCUGUUGAGUGUCGUCAGACACGGCCUGGUAUUGGAGCAUGUUUCAGGUGUGGUCAGCAGGGCCACCGGAUAGCUGAGUGCCCUCAGACUCAGACUGUUUCUGGAGUUUGUUUCGGGUGUGGUCAGCCGGGUCACAGGAUUUCUAGUUGUCCUCGUACUAGAUCUGCGCAGAGGCCACCGAGUUCUGUAGCUCCUCAACGACAGACUUCCUUCACUCCAGUACAGGCUACCCAGUCAGCUGUCCCCAGGCAGCAAAGGGAAGGAGGAUCUCGUACCCAGGGACGAGUGUAUGCGUUGACUCAGCAGGAUGCUCAGGCAUCCAACACUGUAGUGACAUGUACACUGUUGGUAUCUUCCACUUAUGCUUAUGUGUUAUUUGAUUCUGGUGCUACGCAUUCUUUUAUCUCAUCUUCAUAUGUGCAUAAGUGCGAUUUACACUACUCUUCCUUAGAGUGGGAAUUAUGCAUUAGUACUCCAGCUGGGGGUACGAUGACAGUUAGUCAGAUCUGCAUUUCCUGUCCAGUACUAGUUGAGGUAGAGAUUUGA